AUGCGUCUAAGCGAUGACGCAACUUCAGAACAUACCUCGGUAUCAAAAGCCCAUAUCAUAUGCACAGUAACGAUCUCAACCUCCGACCAAACCGACCACAAUAAGAACCAACCACAACAAAGAGUCCCUCAAUUUCCCAAUCCUCACAUGCCAACAACAAGAAGCCAGAACCGCGAAGCAGACAUGGAAGCAGCACUCAAGACAUUCUUCUCUUCCCCGCGUUUCGCCGUCGCAGGCGCAUCCUCUGACCCCAACAAGUACGGCCACAAAAUAUUUGCAUGGUACCUACGGCACUCCCUACCCGUGACGCCGAUUAACCCGCGCGUCCCAACUGUCAAUAUACUCCAACGCGAGCACACCACCGUUGCGUCACCAAAGGCACUGACUGACCCGCCGGCAUCUGCGUACUCGCUGUCAGUGAUUACGCCACCGGCGGUCACGUGGCAGCUUUUGAAGGAGGCUAAGGAGGCUGGUGUUCCUGCGGUGUGGUUGCAGCCGGGGAGUUUUGAUGACGAGGUGUUGGCAUAUGCGAGGGCGAACUUUGAGGCGGCGAUUGGGGGGGACGGAGGUGGGGGGACGGAGGGGUGGUGUGUGCUUGUUGAUGGGGAGGAGGGGUUGAAGCUUGCUGGGAGGGAGUGGUCGAGGUUGUGA
Messenger RNA from Plenodomus lingam JN3, 651 nucleotides. RefSeq lists its product as uncharacterized. The record is from RefSeq and is a predicted model, not a curated record. Lineage: Eukaryota; Fungi; Ascomycota; Dothideomycetes; Pleosporales; Leptosphaeriaceae.